This is a messenger RNA of Rhododendron vialii, 1555 nucleotides long. RefSeq names its product putative F-box protein At2g02030. Gene Ontology annotation, molecular function: protein binding. NCBI's taxonomy places the organism in Eukaryota, Viridiplantae, Streptophyta, Magnoliopsida, Ericales, Ericaceae. Bases 153 to 1373 code for a protein of 406 amino acids. The transcript has a single exon. The record is from RefSeq and is a predicted model, not a curated record.
GUCGGAGAUGCUUUUAUAGCAGGUCACUUUGUCUGUCUUGACAGCAGAGAAAGGAGGUACUAGUUCAGAAACUGGUGUGUGGUAAGAGGAAGGAACCGGAAAACGAGAGAGAGAGAGAGAGAGAGAGAGAGAAGCAUCCAGUUUGGAACGCCAUGGCGAGGUGCACUCAGGACCAGCGCCGCCGCCGCCCCGACGAUCACCAUCGUCGUCUGCCGAACGACGUGUUGAUCGACAUCCUCACGAGGCUGCCGGUGAAAUCGCUACUCCGAUGCAAGUGCGUCUGCAAGAACUGGUACGACCUAAUCCAAAACCCUAGCUUCGCACACGCUCACUUCCGCCUUCAGAAGCUCCAAGACAAAGGUCGCAUCUUCUUCCAGUAUUUAAGGUUCAGGUUCGUUGAUGACGAUACCAGUAAAUACCGUUACGCCCUAUUCCCUGACGAAACCCUCGCGAGCGAUGCAUGUCACGAUAUUGAUUUCCUAGAAACUCCCCCUUUAGCGUUCAUUUAUGGUCCCGUAAACGGCUUGUUUUGUGUAAUGAAUAAUGAUCAUCGUUUCAUUAUCUGGAACCCCGCCAUUAGAGAAUUCAGAAUACUCCCCGACCACCUGGAAUUUCCGCCCAAUCUUGAUGUGGUAAACCUGUGUAGUAUUUUCUCGGGAAUUGGAUUUGGGUUCGACAAGGCAACUGACUACUACAAGGUGGUUCUAAUCCGUCAUUUUAGGGUAAAAGACACGCCUGUGGUUAAUGAUAUAAGUGUUCAUGUGUAUUCCUUAAGUACUAAUACUUGGAGACAUCUCAACUGUCUCGAUUAUCUGUCGCCUGAAUAUUUGCGGCGUUGUUCAACUUGUUCUGGGAACGGAGCAUACUCGGAUGGAGUUUAUUACUGGUGGGCUGGUACUGGGAUCCUUGCAUUUGACAUGGGCAAUGAGGUUUUUCGAGUGAUAUCUGUUCCUUUUAUUCUUCCAGUAGAGUUUGAUAAAUGUGAUGUAAAACCAUACAAUGGUGACCGUAUUGCUCUGUAUCAAUUCAAAGGUUUCCCUGAGAGUGGACUAGACAAAUAUUGUGACAUCUGGGUGAUGGAGGAGGAGGGCAGUUGGAUCAAACAGUUUAGUGUUGGACCAAUUCCUUGUAGAGCUUUCCAACAGGGGGUUUGGAAGAACGGCGAGCUUCUUUUCCUCAAGCUUAUUCAGGCUUCUUACGACCGUCGUUAUGUUUUUCAGUUGGUCUUGUACAAUCCAUGUACUCGAGAACUCAGGUAUCUUGGACCUGCAGAGGAUUUUAUUGGAUAUCAAGCUCUUGUUUACCACGAAAGUCUAGUAUCCGUUAACGGUACGAAGGGCAAAUUGUCUGAUUCAAGCGUAAUACUUCAGUAAUCAAUUGGAGCCCAGAAUCCCACACUUUGAUCCAUGACCUGAUAUGAAAACAUAACAUAGAAACUUUGUUCAUAGACUUGCUGUGACUUCCCAUUGAUCGGCUUGCAAUUGGUUCCAAUUUCCGUUAGUAUUGUGUAUGCAAUGAUGCUGGAGUUUACCUAUGUACGGUUAUUUUAAUCUAA